CAGAGGCUUUGGCUUAUCAGAGACGGGAGACACGACACGUUCAGACACACACUUUUAUGGCAGGGUGUAUGCGCGUGUACGUGCACACAAGUGUUAAGGUGACAGCACAGACUCAGGAAAGACCACAGUCACACCAGGACUAGAGGAGGACACAUCAGGCAAGAAAGACACCAUGACUGGCAACAGAUCAAAGAAGACCAAGAUUUCGUCAGCCCCCUCAUUUCUUGACAAGUCAAAUGGAUUCUACGGCCGCUUAGAGGAGACAGAGGUUGAACAGUGUGAUGGGGACACACCAGAGACAACAAAACAACAAGGAACGACCACAGGAGCUGGGGUGCUCGAGGACAAGUCAUGUGGACAGAAUCAGAUGAAAAAGGAGCCUGGAGUUUUCGACUUCAACCAAGGCAUGAUGGAAGAUGAUGGCACAACCACUCUCCUGCGAAGAAAACCCAGCCGAUGGAGCAGACGAAGCUCCCGGAAAUCCAAAGCAGACAAAAGCUCCACAGAGAAGAAAAGCCAGAAGAACAACCAGAGCCUCGGAACAGACUGUGACACAACCCCUGAGUGUGACCCAUCACCUGAAACACAGACAGAGGGACUUCCAGCCGUCCAGCAGGAGCCUGAGCCCGUCAUAGUUCACUUCUCUAUUAGGGAGGAGGCCGAUGACCAUGCCCUCCUACGGGGACAGAACUGUGAGACUGCAGUGAAAGGGAAGAUUAAAGGAGUGGAGAACCAGAGAGAAAAUAAUGGCGAGCAGAUGAAGGUCGCUAAAAGAAGCACACUGAAGCUCUAUCGUAAGGCAAUUGAUAGGGCUUUUCGUCGGGGAUGGGAGACCUUCGUCACCAGUCUGUAUAGUGUGUCUUUGGUCCCUGUAACAUCUACACCAGCAUCUCCAUCAUCGGGGAAAGCUGAAAAACGCCAUGGAUCUGCACUGAUCGACCACAGAUAAUAUUCAGAACACACUGUUCUGUUAGGGGGUCAAGGUUCAACUUUGUGAAGUUGAUAGCCGACUGUGUUCUGAUGUUUGCAUGUAACUAUACUUAGCAUUUUUAUAACACCGUAUAAACAUUUAUUGACCUUAUUUUAGGAAGGUUAUCUGUUCAGUUACCAGAGGCUGUAGUCAAAUUAAUGACGUGUUCAAGGGGACGUAGCCAUUAUGAAGCAAUAUUUCUUGUGCUGAUGUGAGCUUAUUCCUCUCAAAUUGGGUUGUUACAUCACAACUAGGAAACUGAGAUUGUCCUUAGAUAUAUUUAGUUCAGAUGUGCCUCACUCUGGUAUUUAUUAUCCAUUUAUUUAUGAAAUGUAUACAUUUUAUGAUCAGACUCUUUUAGCCAUGACGUCUAGGAAAAGGCACUACCUAGAAGAGCUGAAGUGAGAUUCACCAUUCACAUGAGGGCAACGUGUUAUUCUGAGGAAAGUGUACUGAUAACAGGUUCUUAAACAUUUUUGUGUUGUGGCAUUUUUAGUUUUGAGUCACAGAAAUUUUGUUUAUAUUGCCUUUAUCACUCAAGUUGUGAUUUCAAUAAAACUGACUCAAACAGAA
Molecule: messenger RNA, 1543 nt
Organism: Sardina pilchardus (European sardine)
Lineage: Eukaryota; Metazoa; Chordata; Actinopteri; Clupeiformes; Clupeidae
Exons: 3
Coding region: 173-949 (258 amino acids)
Source: RefSeq, a predicted model, not a curated record